This is a messenger RNA of Verruconis gallopava, 2577 nucleotides long. RefSeq lists its product as uncharacterized. Gene Ontology annotation, biological process: transmembrane transport. NCBI's taxonomy places the organism in Eukaryota, Fungi, Ascomycota, Dothideomycetes, Venturiales, Sympoventuriaceae. The coding region runs from base 199 to 1938 and encodes 579 amino acids. The transcript has 8 exons. The record is from RefSeq and is a predicted model, not a curated record. Gene Ontology annotation, molecular function: ATP transmembrane transporter activity; calcium ion binding.
CUCAAACCUCCAAGCUUGCUACUUCAUUCUGUCGGCAAAUUUCCCCGCUGAUAAUCGCCAGGAGCACGCAUUGGCCGCCGCACCUUUUCGGCAAGCUGUGCGCAAUCGCCGGGCCUUUAGUUCUUCACUACCAUCAAUUUUCUUGGAGAUGAAAAUCCUACAAUGAGCCGAGCUUCAUAGCAUCGGCUCUGUCUAACCAUGUUAAACGGCGAGACGGCUAAUCAGUUUGACGCUCGCGUCGAAUCGCUAUGGCGGAAGCUGGAUGCCGCCGAAAGAGGAUACUUAGACCUCCAUGGUCUCAAGAAGGGUCUGAAGAAGAUGGAUCAUCCUCUCAAAUACGCCGAUUCCCUUUUGCAGGAUAUUUUUAACACAAUAGAUACGAACCGCGAUGGCCGCAUCUCGUACUUUGAAUUUCAUACCUUCGUUAGACAAACUGAGAAUGAGCUUUGGGAACUAUUCAAAAACAUUGAUCGCAACAAGGACGGUCAUUUAGAUAAGGACGAGCUUGCCAGUGCAUUUUCAAACUCUGGGGUUGCCGUGUCAAAGGCUAGGUUGGAUCGCUUCUUCGCAGAGGUGGAUUCCAACAACGACGGCUCUCUCAGCUUCGAAGAGUGGAGAGACUUCCUCCUUUUCAUCCCCUCAACCGAACCUGGCCUUAAAGAAGUGAUAUCAUACUUCUCCGCCUCACUGAAAGUCAACCCUGAAGGUGACGUCCUUAUAAGUGACGACCUCGUCCAGGGACUAGGUAAUGCUCUUGCUUGCUUCUUACAUCCUUUUUUUGCAACAUUCACUUCUGCUUUGGUCUCGAUUUAUGAGCCUCCCCAUCGAACGGAGCGUCAUCACGGAUUUUCAACCGAUCAAGCUCUUGAUGCGGACUUCUUUUGGCAGGAAGAUGUCAUGGCGGACGACGGUGUGCUCCGACAUAGAGGAGAGCCAACUAUAGUACCUGAAGAAGAAGGCAGACACGAGGAAGUACCUCUGCUGAUUGCUGUGAUCCCUCAUCCAGGCUACUUCGUUGCGGGAGGCAUCAGUGGCAUUGUCUCGCGUACGACAACGGCGCCCCUCGAUCGAUUGAAGGUCUACCUAAUCGCGCAGACAAAAAAUGCCGAACAAACCCUAAACGCAGCAAAGUCUGGCGCUCCAUUGGCAGCCUUGCGUGGUGCAUGGCGGACCUCAGCAAACGCUAUGAAGGAUCUGUGGGCUGCAGGUGGCAUGCGUUCCCUCUUCGCAGGGAACGGUAUAAACAUCGUGAAGGUCAUGCCAGAGUCGGCUAUCAAGUUCGGAACAUUUGAGGCUAUAAAACGAGUCUACGGUCGCCUGGGUGUCGACAAAUCUUCAAGUUCUGCGCAGUUUGUGGGCGGCGGCGUUGCUGGCAUGGUCUCCCAAUUCGCUGUGUACCCACUCGACACCCUCAAGUUCCGAAUGCAGUGCGAGACCGUAGCAAACGGUCUUCACGGCAAUGCACUCAUAAUACAAACCGCACAAAAAAUGUGGCGCAGUAACGGCAUCGUAGCCUUUUAUCGUGGUCUGCCAAUGGGCCUCAUCGGCAUAUUUCCCUACGCCGCAAUCGACAUGGGCACAUUCGAGUACCUUAAACGUCAAAUCGCAGUCAGAAACGCAAGGAAACGGGGGUGUCACGAAGACGAUGCACAACCAAGCAGUUUCACGACCGCAUGUGUUGGAGGGUUUAGUGGAGCGUUGGGUGCGAGUGUAGUAUACCCACUCAACCUUCUGCGGACAAGGCUGCAGAGUCAGGGGACUGUGCUGCAUCCAAGAACGUAUUCUGGAAUCAGGGAUGUGUUCCAGCAAACUAUACAGGGUGAAGGUGUUCGUGGACUAUUCAAAGGUCUGACGCCAAACCUUCUGAAAGUAGUACCUGCAGUCUCAAUAACUUGGGUGGUGUAUGAGAAUUGCAAGAAACAGAUGAACUUGCACUAAACAAGACGUGGAGAGGUAAUUUUGAAGCGGAGAUACACAAGCAUAUGUCGAAAGACAAAAGGAGAAUGUAUUCAGCAAAGGCAGCUGAAGCAUCCAUCCAUAAAUCACGAUCCGCUACCUCUUUGAUGACUGGGAUUGGCCAGCAAAAUGGCCGUCAUUGGAAGCAUAGAUUGUGGGCUCUUGCAGUUGUGAAGUCCAACAGUUUCCAUUUCGAGUUCAUUACAGCGUCACAGAAAUGCUAGAUACCCAAGACUCUGUAUAUGCAAUGCGACAUCUGAAGAAGUCUGGAUCGGGCAAUUCUAAGACCUCUGAUAGUAGUCACGAAGAGCGAGUUUCUUUAUUUCUCAGUGCUUGAACGAAGCAACAAAGUUGUAGUUUCAAAAGCUGUUUCGGAGCUGCUGUCACUGACGUCAGUGCGUGCAGCCUUUCCAGCACCACUAAAUAGUUCAAUGCUCAGCGGAAAGUAUUACAAAUGUUGGGGAAGCACAGCUAGAUCUUGAGGUUUCGAAGGUUGGCUCUGUCUCAUUAAGUUCAUUUACAGAUAUUACUACAUAUUAGCGGGUCGACGUAUUGCGCAUGCUGCUUGCCAGAACUCCAGAAAGCAAUGCAACAUGUCAUCGGAUUAAAUGCUAAGCUAGG